Cladocopium goreaui is the source of this 1355-nucleotide messenger RNA. The record is from the annotation of a GenBank genome assembly. NCBI's taxonomy places the organism in Eukaryota, Dinophyceae, Suessiales, Symbiodiniaceae.
AUGGCUUCGUGCUUUCGGCGUUUUCUCACGGUAAUUUCUUUCUUCACACUAGCACUGGGUCUUCGUACAGCUCUUGCCCUUCGUGGGGAAGAUAACCAGGAAUCUCAUGCCCUUGCGGUGGUCGAUCCGAGUGAUCCCAGUGAUCCGAGUGGAGAUAACCAGGACCUGGAGUCAACGGUGUUGGAAACACCAGAGGAGUUGGAAAACUUGGAUGACUUCCUCGAUGGUAUAAUGGCCGACCUAGAGGAGGACGAGGAUGAGGACGAGGAUAUGGACGAGUUGAAGUGGUCUCCAGAGGAACUCGAUGAGAUCAUGAAGGCGCAGGAGCAGGACAAUGAUGACAAGUUGAGCGGGUCUGAAAAGGCUGAGAAAACGGAGGAGAAGCUCGAUGUGCUUUCUCCGGAGGAGAUAGAGGACCUGCUAAGCGACGUCAAUGUCGAGGUAGGGCUUGAGGAGGAAGGAGAUCAAGAUCAAGAUCAAGACGAUGAAGCUUGCACGUUCUCCAGCGAUUCAGAGAAUCUAAUGGACUGGCUCCGAGAGACCAAGAACUCGAAAACUGACGGCUGCCAGGAUUUUGGUCCCAGAUUUGGCCGGUGGGGAGCUCAAGCAUGCCCUCCUUUGACGUCCAUCAUAGCAGAUCUGGAAGCUGGCACGAAAGAAGCAACUGGCGGGAAGAGUGGCACUAAACCAAUCGUAUCGAAAAGAUUUGCAGUGAAACUGAUUGACAAUGUCGAGCACAAGAUGCUGCACAAACUCCUGCACAGCCUGAAGGGGUCAAGGCGUGAUUCAUUUUUGGUGCCAACUUGCCGCAGUCUUUGCUUCAAGGUCAGUGGCAAAAGCGAACUCCGAUAUGUUCAGAUCACCCCCAACAUUCUACUUCGAGGAGAAGCGAAGCCCUACUUCACCCGCCUCUUUGAUCUGAAGGGCAACUAUGCUUGGAGAAGUCGGGUUGCCGAUCCGAUCAAAGACUUCGUUUGGAAAGACACGAACUUCAAACAUAUGUUUCCGACGGGUUUGAAUCUCACACAGGUCAUGUUUCCAAAUGGCAAAGGUGACUUCUCCACAUUCAAAGGUGAUUUGGCUGCAAGCUAUGUUGCAAGGAUCCUGUACUCGGACAGCAGGGAGCUCGCAAAAUUAGGACUUAUGGACUACUCCUUGCUUCUUCAUAUCAGUACUUUCAGCAGAAAGACAAUGAGAAGCGCAGAGUUGGAAGCCGGUUUCAAGAAGCUCAACCCUGACAAGCCAUGGGGAUUCGCAAGGGCCAUGAUCCACGGCAAGGAGAAGCUCUUUGCAAUCUCAUGGGGCAUCAUAGAUUUGUUGAUGCAUGAGAAGGAAAAUCGCGGCUUUCUGAACAA